Salpingoeca rosetta is the source of this 1103-nucleotide messenger RNA. RefSeq lists its product as uncharacterized. Lineage: Eukaryota; Choanoflagellata; Craspedida; Salpingoecidae. The record is from RefSeq and is a predicted model, not a curated record. Gene Ontology annotation, biological process: regulation of DNA-templated transcription. The transcript is spliced from 6 exons. The coding region runs from base 32 to 877 and encodes 281 amino acids.
ACACACACACACACACACACACACCGGUGAGAUGAGCGCCACGUAUCUGACCCAGUACCUGGCCACCUUUGAGGUGAUUCCUGGGGAUGUGCAGCGGCAUCUCUCGCUGAUCCGUCAACAAGACAUGGACAUUCAAGGUGUCUUGCGUGAGGUCGAAUCCUUGAAGCAGAAGCUCAGUGAGCCAACCACCAUCGCCAAAUUCCAGGGUUGCGUGCAACGGUUGAAGGAGCUCAACGCAAGCAAGCAAGUGAUCAUCGAUGACAUCCAGGAACUCCUUGACCAACACAACAAGCUGCUGCAACAAGAGAAACAAAAAUAUCUCUCAGGCAACUACGCAAAACCGCGGGAGGAGAACGGGCCUCGCGCGUCGACAACUCAGGGAAGCAGCAGUGGCGCCAGCGGAACAUCAGCAAAGCGGCGGGCGCGGCAGGAAUCGCGACGGUCAAAGCAGGGCAAGACCAAGGACACAGCAAGCAGCAGCACCGGCAACGCAGCACCGGCAACGGCAGCAGCAAGCAGCUCACGUGCGUCUGCGAGUGGCGGGGCGGCGUCAUCGUCCGGUGGCGGCGCGAACAAGACGGCAGCCGUCCCGGCGCCAGCAGUGGAGACAAGCGCGCCCACGCCGGCAGCACAGGCAGAGGCAAAGAAACGCAGCAGCAAGAAGGCCUCCAGGAAAUCGCGGAAGAAAGAGAAGGAGCAGGAGCAGCACUACUGCGUGCCCAACUGCACGGAGACCACGGGCGAUAUGGUGGCCUGCGACAACGAUGACUGCCCCGGGGAAUGGUUCCACUACCAGUGCGUCGGCCUCACCGCGGCCCCAACGUCAAAGAAGUGGUUCUGUCCCGAGUGCCGACCAAGCAUGGAGCGGCGCAGAUGAGUUGCUGUCGAUCCAUUGUACUCGACCCAUUCCUCUUCCUCCUUCUCUCUCCCAUCUUCCAUCGCCUCUCGUCUCGUUGCCCUUCGUUUCUCUUUCUCUUGCUUGUCCUCGCUUCCUUGCGUGCUCCACGUCCUCCUUCAUUCCUCUUCUUCCGCCGGGCUGAUGUACAGCACUGGAUAAUGUGUGACGUGGUUUGUUGUGUGCUCAUGUGAAUAAACGAUGCCAG